Fukomys damarensis (Damara mole-rat) is the source of this 2352-nucleotide messenger RNA. RefSeq names its product small ArfGAP2 (gene Smap2). NCBI's taxonomy places the organism in Eukaryota, Metazoa, Chordata, Mammalia, Rodentia, Bathyergidae. The coding region runs from base 140 to 1405 and encodes 421 amino acids. The transcript is spliced from 11 exons. Gene Ontology annotation, molecular function: GTPase activator activity. The record is from RefSeq and is a predicted model, not a curated record.
CUUACCACAGUUGUACUUCUGUUUGAGCAACUGGCCAGUUUAAGUAGAUACUAACUUUGAAGAAGUUCUGUAUUGGCCCCUGGAACUUUGACAGUUCAGCAUACCACAUUGAAAAGGCUUUGUGACUGCUGGGCCAUUGAUGACUGACCGGCAGGUACCCUCCCCAUUGGAAAGCCCCAGAGAUGAGCCAAAUCUACCUUCAGCUGUGGCCAUCCGUUGGCGGCCACGAUGGGCCUCCUGGAACAUUGGUGUGUUUAUCUGCAUUCGAUGUGCUGGAAUCCACAGGAAUCUAGGGGUGCACAUAUCCAGGGUAAAAUCAGUUAACCUCGACCAAUGGACUCAAGAACAGAUUCAGUGCAUGCAAGAGAUGGGGAAUGGAAAAGCAAACCGACUCUAUGAAGCCUAUCUUCCUGAGACUUUUCGGCGUCCUCAAAUAGACCCAGCUGUUGAGGGAUUUAUUCGAGAUAAAUAUGAGAAGAAGAAAUACAUGGACCGAAGUCUGGACAUCAAUGCUUUUAGGAAAGAAAAGGAUGACCAGUGGAAAAGAGGGAGUGAGCCGGCUCCAGAGAAGAAAAUGGAACCUGUUGUCUUUGAGAAAGUGAAAAUGCCACAGAAAAAAGAAGAUCCACAGCUACCUCGGAAAAGUUCCCCGAAAUCCACAGCACCAGUUAUGGAUUUGUUGGGCCUUGAUGCUCCAGUGGCCUGCUGUAUGACAAAUAGUAAGACCAGCAAUACCCUAGAGAAGGAUUUAGAUCUUUUGGCCUCUGUUCCAUCCCCAUCUUCAGUUUCCAGAAAGGUUGUAGGUUCCAUGCCAACUGCAGGGAGCGCUGGCUCUGUUCCUGAAAACCUGAAUCUGUUUCCGGAGCCAGGGAGCAAAUCAGAGGAAGUAGGCAAGAAGCAACUCUCUAAAGACUCCAUCCUUUCGCUGUAUGGAUCACAGACGCCUCAGAUGCCUGCCCAAGCAAUGUUCAUGGCUCCUGCUCAGAUGGCAUAUCCCACAGCCUACCCCAGCUUCCCUGGGGUAACUCCUCCUAACAACAUCAUGGGGAGCAUGAUGCCUCCACCAGUAGGCAUGGUAGCCCAGCCGGGAGCCUCUGGAAUGGUUGCCCCCAUGGCCAUGCCUGCAGGUUAUAUGGGUGGCAUGCAGGCGUCAAUGAUGGGUGUGCCAAAUGGGAUGAUGGCCACCCAGCAGCCUGGCUACAUGGCAGGCAUGGCAGCUAUGCCCCAGACGAUGUAUGGGGUUCAGCCAGCUCAGCAGCUGCAGUGGAACCUUACCCAGAUGACCCAGCAGAUGGCUGGGAUGAACUUCUAUGGAGCCAAUGGCGUGAUGAAUUACGGACAGUCAAUGGGCGGCGGAAACGGACAGGCAGCGAGUCAGACUCUCAGUCCUCAGAUGUGGAAAUAAACGAGACAGCUGUGUGGCCGCCAGUCUCUUCCUCCCCCACGCUCCCCCUUUAUCUCUUUUCCCCACCUCCCUCAUCUACUCUCCUACUCUUUUCCUACCUCUCUGUUUGGUUUAGAAAUUGCUCAAUAAGUCAUUUGGGGUUUGGCAUCCUGCCCGACCCAGCCAUUUCCCAAACACGCAGACCUCUCUGUUGCUUUAUGUUGUUCAUGUCUGAAGCCAUCCCGACACCUCCCCAGCCACAGCCCUUAUUCUAUCCUGCACCAGCACCUUAGAAGUGGUUGGCAGAAGGCACUUAAACUGCAGGGAAAAUGUGCACAUCUUUCAGUAUCCUCCCUUAAAGCCAGACCCCCGUCAGGCCCUCACGAAGGUCUGGAGGUGUUGUGCGUGAGGCAGAGAAGAGGGAGAGCAGAGGUCCUUCACUACGCGUUAAUGAGCUUGUUUCCAAGUGUUUAAACUUUGGACUGGAGAAGAAGGCAUCCUGUUCUAUGAUGUAUAGGAUCAAUCAACUGCAGUCACAUUAAACACAUCUCGGGUCUUGGAUCGGGUUGACCCUAGCCUUGGGGUGAAGCAAGCCCUUCCUUGUGAAGAUGAGCAAAUUUACUACUCCUCUUUCCUCUGAGUUACUUCCCGGGCCUGGGGCUUCAGCGCUCACUGCUUCAGUCACCUUUAUUAGCACCAAAGACUCUGAAGGUCCCACACAAACACACACCCCGCGCCUGCCUCCUGCCCGCCUUCAGCAGGAUCCAGCCCCUUGGCGGGAUACAGAGCUUCGCGUGUGCACUGCUUGUGUGCGUGUGCGUGUGGAUCCGCGUUCCACCCUCUCCCCAUCUGCUCUGGUGUUUAUGUUUUAGGGUUACAACAGAGAGGAGUUAAUUUAUCGACAGCUAAAAGAAAUUGUCAGUUUUUCUUACAGCUUAAACAAAUUGCUAUCUCACUGAUAGCUCCCU